CCCAUAAUACUGUUCUUGGCGUGCUUUGGCUCACACACAACGUUUGAUUCAAAAGUCGACGAUUUUUUUCUUCUUUUUAUCUGCCAAAAGUCGCCUGCACGCAAUUUUUAUUCGUCAAAACAGAUAGAGGAAUAAUCAAGGAUGGCAGAAGAAGGCGAACUUUCUUCUCCCGACGAGAAUGAACUGAGCCUAGAAGACGGAGAAGAAUUGAAUGUAUUGGAUGACAUUCUGGGUGAGCCUACCAAUGAUGCAUUUGAUGAGGAAGUCGCCAAAGCUGGCAAAAUUUCAAGCCGAAAGGCUUCAGAGAAAUCACCUGGUGAGAAAAAGAUCAGUCCAAGAAAGCGCAGAGCCAAAGAAGAUACCACAAGUGAUCACAAGGGCAGUAGCCCCAAGCGCAAAGCUGUAGACAAAGGAUCAGGUAGUCCAUCUACCCAUAAGAGUUCAGGGUCUGGCCAGAGAGUGUCAGAGAAGGGUGGGAGUCGUGAUAAAAAACUAAGUGUGCCUGAAGUAGAGAGAGUGCGUGGGUGUAAGUCGCCCAAGCAAAGUGAGAGAAAGAAAGAGGAGAGAGAGCAUGAGAAAGAAAAGACAGCAAGGGAACAAAAGCCUGGUAAGGAGAAAGAGGGGAGAGAAAAAACAAAAGAGAAAGAGGGUGUGAGUAAGGAGGGAGUAAAAGAGAGUGGGAGUAGGGAAAAGGUUGUAAAGAGUAAAAGUGAGCCAUCUAAUGGAAAGGAGAAACCAAAGAUUACCAAAGAGAAGGUCUCCAGCAACAACGAGAAAAGUUCAACCACUAAAGAGAAGGUACCAUCAGUGAAAGAUAAAGCUGUUAAGUCCACUGAGAAAACUAAAGUAGCGAAGAAGAGUGCAGAUUAUUCAUAUAAGCCUAAAACUACCACUGAGAAACCUGUUGAGAGGAACAAGGAGCCAGUCAAGAAGAAAGAUAGCUCUAAAUCUAGUAAAGACUCAAAGGCAAAGGAGUCAGCAUCCUCAAGCAUUGAGAAAAAGGAUACUUCAUUCAAAAAGAAAGUUACCAGCUCAGCCAAAAGCCCUUCUCAUUCAAGUAAGACAGUGACAAAGGAGAAGCAGGCAGCCACAUCCUCUAAAACCAGCAAAUCAUCUACUAGCCAAGGGAAGUCUCCUAAGGUGGUUUCAAAAACCAAAAAGGUGGUAAAAACUAAGCCUGAUGUAAGCCAGGACAAAGAGAAACCUAAAGCUGCCAAAGCCAAAGAAAGUGGCGAGUCAAAAGUUAAAACUAAGGAAGCAGAAAAGGCAGAGGCGAAGGCAAAAGUUGGAGAUGUCCCCAUGGAGAAGUGUGCUCCAGAACAGGAAAGAGAGGCAACAGAGGAUGAUGUGAUCAUAGAAGCAGUGUCUCCUGAUGAAGAUGACAGAGAAGAGGAAUCUGUGGUAGAUGAAGUCCAAGCAGAAGCAGCAGAGGAUGAGGCUGUGAGCCCUAUUGAGGUUGAUGUGGCCAAGACUGAGGCCAAGGAGGAUGCAGACGUCACAGAAGAGGGGGGAGUAGAGGACUUGCCAGAGACUGAAGAUGAUGAUGAAGAUGGGCUAGCAGAUGGUGAUGAUAUCACCGAGCAGCAAGAUUCCCAUGAGGUUGAGGGGGAUGAGGAACUCCCAGAGGAAGAUCAGAUGGAGGUGAUUGACGAUGUGGAGCAGUCUAUGGAUGACGGAAGUGCUGAUAGCCACUCUGGGAGUGACGACGACAUUGUCAGUGAGAAUGAGGAAGAUGAAGUUCAUUCUGGGUCGGCUUCAGGCUCAGACUCUGAGACUUCAAGAUCAGGUUCUGAAGAGGAGGGAAGCGGCAGUGAGGCUGAAAAGAAUGAAGAAGAGAAACCCAAGAAAGUUAAAAGACCCAAGAAAAGAAGAGCAUCAUCUCCCAUGGGGGAGGAGGGCUCAGCAGAUGAGGGAUCCGCUGACGAGGGAUCCAACCAUGUCAAAAGUAAGGUGGCCAAGGUGGCCAGGAAGAAGCGGAGGCACUACAAUGUCGACAAGUACCUGGACGGAGCACGGUACUUUGUCAUGAAGAGCAACAAUGCGGAAAAUGUUCUACUCUCAAAAGCCAAGGGUGUCUGGUCAACACCAAGAACCAAUGAGAAGAAGUUGAAUGCUGCCUUUAAGCGUUACAAAAAUGUGAUCCUGAUCUUCUCAGUCAAAGAGAGCGGCAAGUUUCAGGGCUUUGCCCGUCUGCUUGGGGAAGCUAAGCAUGGUGAGCACUUUGUGCCGUGGGUGUUGCCGCCAGGAAUGAAUGCCAAGGCCCUGGGAGGAGUCUUCAAGCUUGAAUGGCUAAACAGGCAUGAUCUGUGGUUCAGUAAAUGCAUUCACCUGAGGAAUCCCUGGAACGACAACAAAGAGGUCAAGAUAUGCCGAGAUGGACAGGAAGUCGAGCCAGGCGUUGGGGAGGAACUCUGUCGACUUUUCCCAGAAGACCUAUCAGUGGAGCUCCGCAAGUCAAGUCACCACGUCUCUUCAUCCCAAUCGGAAAUCAGGCGAAGAGUGAAAGAGCGUGACAUAGUGCCUAGACAAAGGAGUAGGCAUUCAAUGUCCGAUGAAAUUCGACGCGCAAAGCGAAGAAGAAGAGGAAUUCACGAAGGGAGAGAGCGCCCUGAUAGCUUUUCUAGGGAUGACAGAUCGCGGUAUGGCGGCGUAAGAAAGGAAACGCUUCUUCACGGGUCGUACUCGGACUACAUGCGCGAGUACCAGGCUCGCUCCAGGCCCUCCUCUUCUAUGCCGUCAUCUUCAAGCCGGCAUUACAGUAGCGCUCCUAGGUCCAUGGAUUUACCGUACUACUUGAACAUACCUCAUCACAGCUCACGCUCUACUUACCAUCGAUCGGUCGAUCCGUACGCAGCAGCUUGCGACGAGUUCCUCAGGCAGUCUCGCUCUGACCGGGGGCCUCGCUUUCGCAGUCGCAGGCGAUAGCUGUCACCCCCUGAUAAGCCAAGCCAAUGGUAUUGAUAUCAAUAAGGCAAUCAGAGACGCAAUGAAUUAUGUCAUAAGCUUCAAGUCAACCUGGUUCUUCAAGUCUAUCAUUCUAGGGAACAUCCUUAUUACAAGCAAGAACGUUGUCAUAAGCUCUUACUACAAGCAAGAACUUUGUAGUAUCGAGAAGAGUCGUUUAUUGUAAAUUUUGUAAAUAUAUAUUGUUGUACCGAUCAACCGUCAAAGAUGCCUCUGUUGUUAGACGGGGCUAAAUGGAUACAUUUGAACAAUUCUAAGAUGCUUGCCCUAGUUUGUUUGACGUAUUUAGUUAUCGUUUCUAUUGAUUUGUAAGAAAGGCAGGAUAUAAGUUGGUGUGGGAAUAUAAUGUGAUUUUUAUUGCAUUCUUAGGGUUUAUAAUUUUAUAGUCGCUGACGCUGUCUGGUUUCCGAGAUCCAAGUUAUUAUACAUAUCCGCCACAAGAUAUUUAUAUACUAUGGUGAUUUUCAUUACAUCUUGUCGUUUGGCAUCAGGCCUUGCAUUACUCUAGACAUAUUGUUAUCCUGCGUUAUUAAACAAAUUAUUUACAAAC
Molecule: messenger RNA, 3514 nt
Organism: Nematostella vectensis (starlet sea anemone)
Lineage: Eukaryota; Metazoa; Cnidaria; Anthozoa; Actiniaria; Edwardsiidae
Product: YTH domain-containing protein 1
Exons: 16
Coding region: 142-2925 (927 amino acids)
Biological process (GO): mRNA splicing, via spliceosome; regulation of alternative mRNA splicing, via spliceosome
Cellular component (GO): nucleoplasm
Molecular function (GO): mRNA binding; N6-methyladenosine-containing RNA reader activity
Source: RefSeq, a predicted model, not a curated record